AUGAAGGCACCCGAGAAGCAGGACGUCAACGAUAUAAUGAACUUGGUCGACACCUGGACGCUCCUCCACGCACUCAACGCGCUCAUCAAGCCCGACGUCGUCCCGCCGUGGCUGCGCGCGCCGCUUAUGCACACGCUGACGCUGCUCCCGCUCCGCGCCGACGGCGUCCGCGGCACGCUUGAGCUCGUCUUCUCCGUGCACCCGAGCAGCGCGGGGCAGCCGUCGGGCGGCGGCGACCCCGCGGCGCCGCAGAAGCAAGGGGCAAGCAUCACGCACGAGGCCGUCGCCGUCGCCACCAAGCUCCUCUCGUCGGUGCCCGCGGGCAUGACCGCGGAGGACUGGUUCUCGGGGAUCUCCGGCCAGGUCUUCGCGCUCAUGGACGGCGCGGCCGGCGCGGAGCUGGCGCGCACGGCGGCGCAGGUGGUGGGCUUCGGCAUUCUGGGGAGGAAGGUCCACGGCGCGCCGGGCGCGCCCGGGUGGAACGUCUUCGUGCAGCCGCUGCUGGAGGGCGUCAACCCUUCGCUACGGCAGGCUACGAAGGGGGAGGAUGACGGAGAUCAGGAGGAAGUCAUUGACCUCUCGAAACCGAGGGUCCUCGUCGAGGCAGAGGCCCUGCAGCAAGCCAUUCAGCGCCUGGCAGUCUUGGUACUAUCGAACCCGUCGCCCGGUUUAUGCAAGAGAAUUCUUGGGCGCGUUAUCCUACAAAUUUGGGCGCUUGCUUCCUGGAACCGCCCUUGCGAAGAGGUGCAAAAGUCGGUAUAUAACCCCGCAAGGAAGCUGUUGCGGACCUAUCUACAACUGUUUGGGAAUCUCGAUAGCGUGAAUCCCCUCAUUUCGAAUCUCACGUGCAAGGGCUCGUCUGCCGCACCCACGCAGUCUUCUUCCACAACAACUUCCUGGCGCUACACGACGACGGUCACCGGUGCGGUAGAAUUAACCGCGCUACCGCCUCAACACUCCUCGCAGCCGCCAGAUCUUGACUGGAUGGACAUCGAAUACCGGGCAGCAUCCCUGGCUGAGUACAUUUCAGGCGCCUGCUCGGCAGAGGAUACAUCUUCUAUAUUCUUGUCACUACUACGCCGCUGGGUGGACUCAGCAGGGAAGGAUCAAGGUAGCGGGGGGGUCAGCUUAAUCUCUCCCGUCAAGGCCGAAUCCGAGAGUCCUGUCCAGGACCUCAUGGAGGUAUCCGUUCUACAGCAACUAAUGGAAAAGGCGCCCGACAAGCUCAUCAGUCAUUUCGACCAGCUUCUCCAGUUGAUCACACAAGUCUUUGAAGCGGACGCACAAUCUCCACUAGGAGACGAAGUCAUCAGUGUGGUUUUGAGCUUGGUCAACUUGGCGGUCACGGCACCGACGUUCCAGAAGUCCGACAUCAAUCCAAAGGAGUUGCAAGUGUUGGAGGAGUCGCUCGACAGGUUGGCACGAGAAGAUAGGCCAGACGUGUCCGGGACAGCACGCAAUCUGAGCAUGUUACUCACCUACCGCGACGAACUGAACGACCCGGACGACAAGGGCAAAGGGCCACCUGAUGCCCGGAAGGUGGAGGACCGUAAGACGUACAAUCUCGCCAUGAGCUACAUUACUGGUGACGCGGAGAACCCGCCGCCGAUCGUUGCAGAAGGCCUUAAACUGCUCUCCGGGCUGAUCGUCAGCGAGAGCCCCAUCCUAGAUAUCACCGCCGUCACGGUGCUCCUGUCCGACCUCCUCAAGCAAAACGAGGACUACAUCAACCUGCAAGUCGUCAAGAUGUUCACGCAGCUGGCCGGCCGGCACCCGCGGACGACGAUGCGGGAGCUCCUCGACCACUACCUCGACGCCGGGGAGAAGUCGACGACGGACACGCGCCUGCGCUUCGGCGAGGCCCUCGUGCAGGUCAUCGAGCGACUCGGCGAGACCUUCACCGGCGACGGCGCCCAGCAGGCCGGCGAGACGCUGCUGUCUAUUGCCGGGCGCCGCGGGCACCGCCCCAAGACGCAUGCGCGGCAGGCCCGCGAGGAGCGCGUGCGCGUGCUCAAAGAAGAGAGGAGGAAGAAGAAUGAUGGCGGUGCACCGCAAGACGAUGACGACGAUGACGAGAACAUGGACGACGCGGACGAGGAGGAGCUCACCAAGGAGGACAGAGCCAGCAACGACAUCCUGGCGCAGAUCGUGCAGGGCUGGGAGAGCAAUCGCGGCAGCGAGGACGUGCGGAUGCGCGCCUCGGCGCUCUCCAUCUUCGGCGCCGCGCUGGAGAGCCACCUGCGCGGCGUCGGCCCGACGCUGGCGUCGGCCGCCGUCGACCUGUGCCUGCACGUACUCGCGCUCGAGUCGGAGCCGGAAAAGGCGAUCCUGCGGCGGGCGGCCAUCGUGGUGAUCCUGGGCUUCGUGCGUGCCCUCGCCGCCGCCCGCGAGGUGCAGUCCUCGUCGGGUGGAGGCGGCGGCAGCCUGGGCUUCGGGUUGACGGGGGAGAGCGCGGCCGACAUCCGGCGCUCGCUCGAGUAUGUCGCAGCGACGGACAACGACGGCCUGGUGCGGGAGCACGCGCGCGACGCGGUCGAGAGCCUCGAGGCGUGGCAGGCUACGAGCCUGCUCCCCCGGCAGGACCCGGCGGCCGCGGGCGGUGACUUGGCGGGGCUCCGAGUGAGCCCGGGCUUGUUGGGGGGCGAGCUGCGACGGCAGCAGCGGCCUAGAAUCGAAGAGGUGGAAUAG
Cordyceps fumosorosea ARSEF 2679 is the source of this 2688-nucleotide messenger RNA. RefSeq lists its product as hypothetical. Gene Ontology annotation, biological process: protein secretion. The record is from RefSeq and is a predicted model, not a curated record. The transcript has 2 exons. Bases 1 to 2688 code for a protein of 895 amino acids. NCBI's taxonomy places the organism in Eukaryota, Fungi, Ascomycota, Sordariomycetes, Hypocreales, Cordycipitaceae.